UUUUUUGCUUCCCUCUGUGUGUAUGGAUUGGGUUUACGGCGUAUUCAGUGGCGGAGCUAAAUUUUUUUUAUAAUUUUUUGAUAGAUAAAAGUAUUAACCUUUUUUUGUUCAUAUCUGUCUCCGCCCCUGACGUAUGUAUGCCCAGCUGAUAUAUUCAAUUUUGGCUGUUUCUUCGACUUUAUGUUUAAUAUUUUUUAUUGAUUAAUUAACAGGUAGUAUAUAUAUUAUAAUUAAAAAAAUAUAGAGGGUUUCAACUGGGGUUGGCUUUACCUUGUCAAUUUAUGGAGUUAUAAGCAAGUAGUAGAGGAAGUUGUCAAUUAUUAAUUCCUUAAAGGUGGGAACUUGGAAAGGAGAAGCAAUUAUUGUCUCUUAAGAGCUGUUUUCACCUCUCUUUAGAGACUUAUUAUUGUUGAGGUACUGAAAGUAAAUCAAACAUUGUCCAUCUUAUCUCGAAGUCUAAGUAUAAAAAAUGGUAAUGGAUUUCAAAGAAUUCUUCACUGAGUAUGGUGAGGCUCAUCAAUAUGAAAUCCAAGAGGUCGUUGGCAAGGGAAGCUAUGGUGUUGUUGCAGCAGCAAUUGAUACUCAUACUGGAGAGAAGGUAGCAAUAAAGAAGAUCAAAGAUGUUUUUGAGCACAGCUGUGAAGCCACCCGCAUCCUGAGAGAAAUAAAGCUCCUUCGGUUGCUUCGGCACCCAGAUAUUGUAGAAAUAAAGCAUAUACUGUUGCCUCCAUGUCCAAGGGAAUUCAAGGAUAUUUAUGUUGUUUUCGAGUUGAUGGAAUGUGACCUUCAGCAUGUAAUUAAAGCAAAUGACAGUCUCACUGCUGAACAUUAUCAAUUCUUUAUGUAUCAGCUUCUUCGUGGUUUAAAAUAUAUGCAUACAGCAAACGUGUUCCAUCGGGAUUUGAAGCCAAAGAACAUUCUAGCAAAUGCAGAUUGCAAGCUGAAAAUUUGUGAUUUUGGGCUUGCUCGGGUAUCACUUGGCGAUAACCCAUCUGCUGUUUUCUGGACUGACUACGUGGCAACUCGCUGGUACCGUGCUCCAGAACUCUGUGGUUCCUUUUUUUCCAAAUAUACCCCAGCAGUUGAUAUCUGGAGUCUAGGGUGUAUAUUUGCAGAAAUGCUCACAGGAAAACCAUUAUUUCCGGGGAAAAAUGCGGUUCACCAAUUGGAUCUCAUAACUGAUUUGCUUGGUACACCGUCCAUUGAAGCCAUUUCAAGGAUUAAAAAUGAAAAAGCAAGGAGAUAUUUAAGCAGCAUGAAGAAGAAAGCACCUAUCCCUCUCUCACAGCAAUUCCCACACGUUGAUCCACUAGCUCUAAGAUUACUUGAGCGGUUGAUUGCAUUUGAUCCCAAAGAUCGCCCUUCUGCUGAAGAGGCGCUAGCACAUCCAUAUUUCCGUGGUUUGGCCAACAAGGAACAGGAACCAUCAUCUCAGACUAUCUCAAAAUUCGAAUUCGACUUUGAACGAAGAAAACUUGGGAAAGAGGAUAUUAGGGAGCUCAUCUACCGAGAGAUUCUGGAAUAUCACCCUCAGAUGCUGCAGGAGCAUCUUCAUGGCACUGAUCACACUCACUUUAUGUAUCCAAGUGGGGUUGAUUGCUUCAAACAACAAUUUGACCAUCUCGAGGGGCAAAGUGGUAGAGGUGGAAGUACUCUCUUUCCAAGACGAUAUGCUUCUUUGCCCAGAGAACGAGUCUGUGCUUCCACAGAGGAGGAAGCUGAUAAGGAUGGUGAAUUUGAAAGGCAUGUUGUAGCUUCUAUGGCUCAGAGAUGCCUUCCAAGCCCCCCGAGUUCCCCCAAGGUCAAGAAACCGGAUAUUGCUAAUACAGUUGAAGGUCCUAAAGAGGCUGUCCAUAGUACACCAACGAAUACUGAACGCUGCAUGCUAAGAAGUUCUAGUAUUAGUUUUUCCAAAUGUGUUGGGGCCAUAUGGGACUGCGAGGUAAGUGUUUUCUGAACUAUAAGAAGAAAAACACUAAAUCAAUCAAUCAACUAUGCCCCAAUCUAAAAUUACCCGUGCUUAGGAAAGCCUGUAUUUUAAAAAUAUAGUAACAUAUAACUCAGCCAAAGUAUAGGGAGUAGACCUAACAUGCUUGCUAAUCACUUCACAUUUUUUUCGUUAUUUGAACGAACAAUAGAUAAAAAAAAAUAUGAGCUCUUCAAACCUCGGCAGAAAAAUUGAUAUAUGAAAUGUUCUUUUUUUUUUCUAAUAGUCUCAUCUUGUGUUGCUCGGACUCUCCAAAAAUAUUGUCUCACCCCGUGUCGGAUUCAAAAAUAUACUCUUUUUGGAGUAUCCGACGCACACCCCUCGAUAUUUUUGAAGAGUCCGAGCAAUAAAGAUCCCAUCUUUGCUUCCCCCCUCCCCCCUCUCUCUCAUGGGUCGGCAUGAAGGCUAGACAGAUGGCAUAAAAUCAUGGGUACAUUUUAUUUCCUUUAGUAGUAUUACUUCCUUUUUUCUCCAAAUUCAUCCUUUCAACUUUAAUUAGCUUCGAGACUGGUUUUUUCUUGAGCCCAGAGUCUAUCAGAAACAUCUUUUGUACCUUAGAUAUAGAGGUAAGCUUGUGUACACUGUACCUUCCCCAGACCCCGCUUUAUAGGACUACAUUGUGUAACUUCUUGUAAACAUUUUCUUUUAAUGAUCAAGGCUAUUAAAUGUUUGUAUUAA
This is a messenger RNA of Solanum pennellii, 2665 nucleotides long. RefSeq names its product mitogen-activated protein kinase 9-like. The coding region runs from base 470 to 1957 and encodes 495 amino acids. Gene Ontology annotation, biological process: protein phosphorylation; intracellular signal transduction. The record is from RefSeq and is a predicted model, not a curated record. Gene Ontology annotation, cellular component: cytoplasm; nucleus. Gene Ontology annotation, molecular function: MAP kinase activity; ATP binding. The transcript is spliced from 11 exons. Lineage: Eukaryota; Viridiplantae; Streptophyta; Magnoliopsida; Solanales; Solanaceae.